Messenger RNA from Cydia pomonella (codling moth), 2834 nucleotides. RefSeq lists its product as uncharacterized. The record is from RefSeq and is a predicted model, not a curated record. NCBI's taxonomy places the organism in Eukaryota, Metazoa, Arthropoda, Insecta, Lepidoptera, Tortricidae. The coding region runs from base 450 to 2834 and encodes 794 amino acids. The transcript is spliced from 2 exons.
CGGCACGCCUACGCGUCCGUUGGAAGUAGUUGGCACUCCAACUUUGCGCCUUCCCAAUAGAACUAAUCGAGGUCGACCUCCGGCUCGGUUUCUGACAGAUUAAGCCGCAGGUCAAUUUAUGCUGGUCGCUUGCGCGAACACAUGUUUUAGUAUUGCGCGGACGCCAACAGCGCUGCGCGCAGUUAGUCCGGUAGCAGGUGCCGAUGGGGAUAAACGUGUGCGCGUACUCGACCCCACGACCGAUCGAUUUUGUAAUAACUUUUUGUGUUUUAUAGUACGGUGUUCAUUUAUUAAAAUAAACCUUUUUUUCUAACUUCAGUGCCGAUCUUUGUUACUUAUUUCCUACACCCGCUAUAUUCUGGCCGCCCAACGUCUUUGGGUCUGGAAAGUUCGAACGCGCGUUCACCAAGAGUACCUACCGGUCGUGAUUUGUCUGGAUUUUCAAGAAAAUGCCUCUCACACGUCGGCGUCGUGGUGGUAGACUCUCGUUGGGUUCACACGGGAGCACCGAGUCAGUCAACGAGAACAUCACAAUGAACCAGGAAGCCUUAACGACGAUGUUGACCACCUUGCAACAAACUCAGAACGAGUUUUGUCAGCAACUGCUUCGCGAGGUGAGGUCUUCAACUCCGUCACAGGCCGACGCCACGGCGGCUGCCAUCGCUGCUGCUGCUACAUUCGCUUCAGUUAAUGGUAACUUUGCACAAUGUACGGCUCGUUACAGCGGCAGCAAAGAAGAGCAUCUAGAAAGUUUCGUUGAUAACAUUGAAAGUUACAAGUCAUGCUUGCAUAUUACGGACGAAAAUGCUGUUCGCGGUUUGUCACUGCUACUCACGAAAGACGCAGGAGUUUGGUGGCAAGGUGUAAAAUCACAAGUAAGGACGUGGGCAGAUGCGCUCGAUAAGCUACAAAGUGCUUUCGGCGAGCGCCGCCCUCCUUUUGUUAUAUACACAGAGCUUUUCUCGUUAGUUCAAGGCGAACAAAACACAGAAAUAUUUGUGUCCAAAGCCAGAGCGUUAUUAGCUAAAUUGCCACGGGAAGACCUAAGUGAGCGAGUGCAAAUAGACAUGGUGUUCGGGCUUUUAGACCGCCGAAUAAGAAAACGGUUAAAAAGAGACAACAUAGAUACUUUUGAUACAUUGUUGAAACAUUGUCAAAGUAUUGAAGAUUCACGCAAAGAAAAUCAUAUACCCGUUGCGGCGAAAAAAUCGAACGAUCGUCAAAGUUCCACGGCAGAGAGCGUUUCGCCGAAUAGCGCAAGGUCGCGCGCCAGCGGUGCGAGCGGCGUUGCUAGGCAAAGUGCCGCCGCCGCCGAAGAUACCUACGCUUCAACGUCGCGUGCGCCGUCUUCUUCCGAUCAACCUGACGUCAAGUCUCGUCGUUUGUAUUGCGUUUAUUGCCGUCGCGGCGGGCACAGUAAAGAUAACUGUGAAAGAUUAAAUAAAAGUGAAAAAAGUGAUAAGUGCGUAGAAAAUAAGGUCGUUGAAAAAGUUAAGUGUUACGGUUGCGGUGCCCCUAAUGUUAUUCGGUCUAAGUGUCCUAGUUGUAACUCUAACUCGGGGGUGUCGUUUUAUUCGCUCGACGUAGUAUCCUGUCACGUCGACGACGCCGCUAACCCGCGCGAGCGCGGGUCGAGCGGACACGACUCGUCGCAACCUGCGUCACCGCCGCCCGACGCCGCGAAGGCCCGUGUAUGGCGCGGCGAAAGUCCCGCCGUACGGCCUUGCGAAAGUGCUGCGCGUGCUCACGAGUGCUUGCGAGAGCGCGGUACCUACGCCGCCGGUCACGGAGCAGCGGCGCGCACUCCGGGCGAUGCGGUCAUGCUAGGGAUAUGCGCCGCGCCGACCGCUAACCCUUCGCCUGCGCACUGUGGAGGAGGUAACCCUACGCAUCCUGUGGGUGAUUUUAGGUACGCACAAACAUUGUUUUGUAAUAAUGAUAAUCAGACGCUGUCUUGUAAUAAUGAUAGUCAAACUUUAUUUUGUAACAAUGUAAGUCAAGUUGGUGUUGAUAAAAUCAAUGUUUGUCAGGUAAAUGUCAAAGCUUCUCCCCGCCCUCUUAUGGUUAUAAAUAUUCUCGGGGCGAGUGGCUCUGCACUUGUUGAUCCUGCGGCUAAGGCUAGUGUUGCUGGUCACACGUUGUACGCUUUCCUGCGAAGUAAAGGACACCCGUUAGUGUCGUCAACAAUGAGUGUUAGGUUGGCAGACGGUGUUAGUAGGGAUAUGACUGUAUUAACCGCGGAGGUGGAGGUGACACUGAAACACAAGACAAGAAAAACUAGUUUUGUGAUUUUUCCUGAUGCCGUCGGUAACGAGUCUCUCUUAGGAAUAGAUUUCCUUAAGAAUUUCGGUUUAGUCGUUGAUUUUCGCGAUGAUCUCUGGUAUUUCGCUGAAAAUAGUAAGCAAAAGUAUGAGUUACAGUUCGAAAGCGUGUCACCUCCCACUCUAUGUGUUGCUGCUUUAGAGGUGCUUCGGGAGAACGAGGCUACGUUGCUGAACGCACAACAACGCGAGUUGCUUGCCCAGUUGCUCACUGGGAACAGGGAUCUGUUUGAGCCAGGGGGAGGGCCAACUCCUUUUGCUGAGCACAGGAUCGACACGGGUGACCAUGCACCUAUCGCGGUGCUGCCUUGUCGUGUCACACCUGCCAAGAAGGAGGUGAUGCGAGCGGAAAUAGAGAAGAUGCUGGCGGACGAUAUAAUAAAAAGAGAUGGCCCUUACCUGGUUGUUAAGAAGUGCCUAAACGAAAUAGAGGUCGUCCACGUAACCGAGACCAGAGUGUUGUGCGAGUCCAUGGACGUGGGCGUCUUCAUGAACUCGAGGGGGAGUCUAUAG